GGAGCCCCUCAGCGGGGGGACCCCGCAGCCCCCCGGGGCCGCCGGGAGGCGCCUGCGCGCUGCGGCCGCUCGGUGCCGGCCCCGCGCCUGGCGCCGCCCGCAGCCCGCCGGCGGCCGCUGCCUAUUUUAGUCACAGCGCCGGGACGGGGCCGCCGCGGGGCCGGGGGACGGGACGGGACCGGCCGGGACGGCGCCCGCCGCCGGGGGCUGCGGGGAGCGACCCCCCUGUGUCCGUCCCGUCUGUCCCGUCCCGAAGCGUCCCGAACCGGCCGGAAGACUUUGCCGAGGGCGCCCGGCAGGGGGCCCGGGGACAGAUCAGAUAAAACUGCAGAUGACACGGCCAAAGUCAAGACAACGCAUGAACUGAUGAGAAACAGCAUUGCCUUCUGAGAACGUUAGCUUCCUAGUUGCUGGAAAUCCUAAGUGCAACUUUACUACCAAAAGAGACCCUGACAUUAUGUGACCAUUGAGCAGAGUUGGCAAGAAUGGAAAAGCAAAGAACCCCACUGGCUGUAUCACAUAAAUAACAAUUUCAGAGAUUCAGCUGAAUCGAAAAAUUAGUCCAGCCAUGGGAGAAAAUGCAAGUUUUUGGGAGAGCUUGAUAUAUGCACAUCCUACGUGUGCCACCUGGAAGCAAGAGGCAGAGGGAUCUAUCUACCACCUAGCUAGUAUUCUCUUUGUUGUUGGCUUCAUGGGUGGAAGUGGAUUCUUUGGGCUUCUCUAUGUCUUCAGUUUGCUUGGAUUGGGCUUUCUCUGCUCUUCUGUUUGGGCUUGGCUGGAUGUCUGUGCUGCUGAUAUAUUCUCCUGGAAUUUUAUACUGUUUGUUAUAUGCUUCGUACAGUUCAUUUAUGUUACCUAUCAAGUUCGGAGUGUUUCCUUUGACAAAGAAUUCCAGGAACUCUACAGUGCUCUCUUCCAGCCUCUAGGAAUUUCCUUAACUGUUUAUAGGAAGAUUGUCUUGUGCUGUGAUGCAGAAGUGGUUACCCUGGAGAAGGAGCACUGUUACGCUAUGCAAGGCAAAACACCUAUUGAUAAACUGUCCUUGCUUGUAUCAGGCAGGAUCAGAGUGACAGUUGAUGGGGAGUUUCUGCAUUAUAUUUUUCCUCUCCAAUUUCUGGAUUCUCCUGAAUGGGAUUCACUGAGGCCCACAGAAGAGGGAAUUUUCCAGGUAACACUUACAGCAGAGACAGAUUGUCGAUAUGUGGCCUGGAGGAGAAAGAAGCUGUACUUGCUGUUUGCUAAGCACCGUUUCAUCUCACGCCUCUUCUCAAUUUUAAUCGGGAGCGACAUUGCCGAGAAACUGUAUGCUCUGAACGACAGGGUGCACGUGGGGAAGGGGUUUAGGUACGACAUUCGCUUGCCAAACUUCUACCACGUUUCGCUCCCCGAGACGCCCCCGGUGCCGCCCCCACGCCGCCUGCAGAGGAGGUCCCCCGGGCGGCUGCGGCCAGGGGUCCCAAACUGCGACUCCUCCAGGAAGCAAUAGCGGGGAGGAACCUGCUCCCCUAAUCAUUCCCAAAGGCCCCCCGAGCACAAAGAGGGGACGUGGCGGAGCGGGAGGAUGAAGCAGAAUGAGACGUAGUGACGCCAAACUGACUGAGAAGUGCCAUUUACUUUAGCUGAAGUAGCUUGAAUUCUCCCUGUAGAGCCAGCUGGUUGGCUUGUGCAUUCUGACUACUUGUGCAAUAUGUUUAGUUUCUGUUGAUUCUUCUGUUGACCUUCGGGAGGAAAAUCACGAUAGGCUGAAGUUUUAUUGUAAUUGUGGUGGCCUCUGUGUUAUGUUAAAAACAAAGCAAAACAAAAAAUCCAACACAGUAUCUGUGUUUAUACUUUCUCAGAAUUACUUGCCAUUAAUGAAAUACACAGUUCUACCUUAAUGCAAACAAGUAGGCUGUCUUCAGAACACAGCAACCUGCUUGUAACAUUCAACUUAUGCCAUGCGAACCUUCUCUCAGUUAACGUGAAGAAUAUUACAGGAAAAGACUAAUUGUAUUGUUCUUCUUUUUGAAGAAGUGGUUUUGAAAUGCACAGCAAGAUUCUUAAAGCAAACAAGAAAACAACAAAUCCUGUCCCACGAGUGAUUGCUUUCUCUCAGGCUGUCCUAAAAGGACAUUGUGUGAAAACAAACGCCAGUGUAAUUGCUGGCACUGGAAAAGUAUCGCAGUUAUAAUUGCUGCAAAUACAUGCUAGGGAAAUGAUUGUGCCGUGUUUCUGAUAGAAUGUAACGCUACAGAACCUGGACUUCCAAGGUGUAAGUGCCAUUCAUAACAUGUACAAUAAAUGCUGUUAAUCAAUCAACUGCCAAACCAUUGGAGUUUGUUUUACAAUAUCCUUUUUAGCCAGGUUUGUCAGGUAGAAAUUAAGAAACAGCUGCAGCUACAAAUACCAUCUUUAGCUGAAGCAUUCUUGUUUAGCUUCCAGAGUCACUUCUCUGUGCCUAUGAAAGUCUUGAUUUAAAAUGUGUUCUCUUUGAAAAUCGGUGGUGUUUUAAUAACGUAAGGGAGCACCAGCUCAAGCUUCAGUGGGAGAAAGCUGAUUUUGAACCUUGAGGUCACUGUGCCUUUGGGGAGAAGUGUUUGAAUGUCUUUUCUAACUCACCUUCCAGAUGCAUGCCAGUAAUCAGAAAAUAAGAAGCAUUACUAUUUUAUGAGACCAUAUUGCUGCUUGAUAGAUCUUGAGAUAGAUCACAUUUUUAAUAUUUAAAAUCUAGAAUUGCUGGACUGUUUGGUAGGACAACUGCUGCAUGCUUGUGUAUGUGCAGGUGCAUAUAUGAGUUCAGAUCUUGAGUGCUGGUGCUGGAGGGCUUAAAACAAUGCUAAAACCUCAUUCUCGAAAGGUAAUCAGGCAGUGGACGUUUAACAGCGCUAUUAGAAGUGAUCUGAAACAGCCCAGUUUGAAUGGCCUUCAGUGCAGAACAGUGUUGUCUAAGCUUUGCUUUUAUCUUUAUAUCCCUUUCUCAGAGACAUUAGUAAUCUGCCAGAUGUUAGUGUAGCAUGUAAGGCGGUAAUCCCUAAAUCCUGCUAAUAACCCUUCCACGUUACGUAUUCCGUGGUUGUUACCAACUGUGUGAAGUCCCUGACUUUGUCUUGGUCAAGAGAGAAUUGGUAAAAUGUGAAAGGAGAAGCCACUGACAGUUAUUGAAGUCUGGCUCAGGAAGUACCUAAGGCACAAAGUGCCAGAGCCUGGGAGAGGGUGUUAGGGGUCAGAGCUGUGCGCCCCGGUCUGACACUUCUCCUUAGGUGGCAGAGAAGAGACAGGACAGCAGGCUGUGUGACCCUUUGGUGCGGCUCGGGAGCAGUAUUCUCACAUCACUUCAGCACUGAGAUUAGUAUCGUGGCCUGCCUGUCGGCGGAGCUCACCACCUGCAGUGGGUGAGGAGCGCAUCCCUUCCCACGGAUGUGGCCACCCAUGCUCUGCGCUGCACAUCCAACCUCUGCUUCACCCAGCUGAGCUCUUGCUGGUGACCCUGCCACACUCUGAGGAGCUUUUACGGUCCUUUUAAACAGGUGAUUCAAAGGUAGACCCCCCCUCCCCCCAAUUUUUCCUUCUGAUAAAAUGGCAAGGAUUUAUAAAUUUCUUUUGCUAUAAAAUGUGUUGGACCAAGAUGAAGUUUAUACUUGCCGUUUUAUGUUAUCUGAUACAAGCAUAAAAAGGUUAUAGUCUAGAAACAUAAAAACUGGUAUUCUAGACUAAGGCACAGUGUAAAACACUAACUAAUGCUCUUGUCGGUAUUCAUGAAUAUAUGGACUUGUCCUGUAUAUUGGAAAACUUGCCUUGACUUAAAUAGGGCCAGUAUUUCAUAAACUACUAUGAUCACCAUCACCUUCAAAAUAAGACCAAGGAGUGCGCCCAAUUUCUGUAUCAGGUGUACGUAUUCCAUUUAAGCUAUAGCAUACUGCAUAGAGAGACACCUGUUCUGCAGUGAUGGGUGCUUCAUUACAUCCUUAGGUAAUUUUUUCCUUCCUCAUGACUAGUGUGUGCCUCGGUUUCAGCCUUCUGUCCAGCCAGUUUGCUCUUUGUGAUGCUUUUCUCUGGUUGAAUCACUUACUGUCAGAAAUCUCUACUAGGACAUGACUGAGUCAAUAUCUGAACAUACUCUUAAGUAAUCUUGUUUAGCUUUUGAUACUCUGCUUCUUGGGCUUUGAGUCACUUUUUUAAAAUCAUCUCCAGUUUUUCAGCAUCUGUUUGAGUCACGACUGGCAGAACAUUUCAGCUGUAGAAUUCAGGGCACAUAUCUACAAUAAAAUAUGUGCACACAAAGGACGGGAAGUGAGACACCAAGCCCUCUCCACCCCUGUUUUUUUUUAUUAUUUUGACAGUGCUCCUAAAAUGUACAAUAGAGAAUACGUGCUGUUAUGUGAUUCAUAAAGCAGUAUUUUGGGAGAUCUGUGCAAUUUACCUCAGUAAAGAAGUACUCAGAAUGAUGUCUGUGAAAUAAUACAAUCUUUUAUGAUGUCAUACCAACCCACUUGUAAACAUUUGAAGCAAGAUGAAGCUUCGACUUGAACAUCAUCAUAGUUACGUCCAUGUUAUUACUCAGGAAUAGCUGUCAGUGAGGUGAUCAGGCUCCCUAAUAAUCGGUUUAAGUUAAAGGAUAAUUGCAUCAGUGCGGCCUUGCUAACUGAGGACACUGUCGUGAACCCUUUUCUGAUCAGCAGAUCUCCCAGUACUCACAUUUUAUGUUUUGAACAGUUCCAUAAUCUUCUGUGGGGUUAUGUCUAGAUUUGAAUGUUUUUGUAGGUAAGAGUGUCGGAAUCUGCUGUACAUAGUUGUUUGUUUACUCAUUUGUCUGCAGCAGUUCAUCCUCCAGAGUUUAUAGGAUUGUGAACGUUGUGCUUGAAUUGCCCUUCCAGCCUGCAGAAAGGUUCAAAUUUCAUAUUACUGCACAAGCCAAAAAAAUACACGGCCCGAGACAGUCCAAAGAACCAAAAAAGUUAUCCAGGAGAGGCUUUUAUAAAGUUUGGAUCAUGGCAAAUCAAUUUAUUGGAUGCAGCAAUGUAUUGUGAGAUCUUCAAAGUGAGUCCUCCCUGUCUGGGGGCGCCCCGGUGGCUGGUUGCCUGCAGUCCUUUGGCAGAGCAUGCACGUCUGAUAAAUGUCUUAAAUAAGCAUAGGACUGGCCCUGCAGUUCUUUUGUUAGGUACUACUUGCUUAACAAGCAGUAGUGUAAGUACAGGUAACAGCAUCUCGGCAAUGUUUUUACUCCAGCGUGCAACUCCACUCAGAACUACAGAAUACCAGAGAGGAUGUAUCCUUACGUACUAAUGAUGCUAUGCAAGGCAAAUUAUAAGUGCUUAAUUUAAAAGAUUAUUUGAUGUGGUUGCCUGUUCUAAUGGAGGCUGGACGUGGUGGCUGAGGAGGUCCAUCCCAGCCCUACAUGUUAAGAAUUAAUUGCCCCGCAACAAAGCAGCAAAUGUGGCAGAGGGAUCAAAGGGAACUCGGUAAUGGAAUAGAAAUAAUUGUGCCAAACUAUACACAUACAUAUGACCUCUGCUAGGAUAACGCUGGGAAAGCUGGGUACAUGCUUGGAUGAUGUAUAGUUUCAACACACCUCAAAAAAAGGCAUUUGCUUGCAGUAAUUAAGUAAUAUGUUGAUGAUAAUUUCCAGAAAAAAAAAAAGAAAAAGAAAAAAAAAGUGUUAUAUGGUAUUUCAAUAUUGCAAAUGAUAAAUAUAAUACACAUUUGGGCUCAAUAUGCAUGAAAAA
Molecule: messenger RNA, 5702 nt
Organism: Oxyura jamaicensis (ruddy duck)
Lineage: Eukaryota; Metazoa; Chordata; Aves; Anseriformes; Anatidae
Gene: POPDC3
Product: popeye domain containing 3
Exons: 4
Coding region: 569-1486 (305 amino acids)
Cellular component (GO): sarcolemma
Molecular function (GO): cAMP binding
Source: RefSeq, a predicted model, not a curated record